AUGGUCACUAGUCGACUGUAUUUUGUAUUGUUUGUUUGCAUUUCGAGUGCAUUUACUUCUGGAUUAACAUUUGGAUUUUCAUCAGCAACUACACUUCAAAUUUAUUUCGACUCUACUUGGAUAGCAGUUUUUGCUGGUUUAUUAAAUGCAGGUGGAAUAAUUGGAUCUUUGUGGUCAACGUGGCUUAUUCGUCAUUAUGGACAUUGUCUUACAUUAUUGCUUUCUUAUGGUCUAUCUGUCAUAGGAUGGGUGUUACUGUAUUUUUCAUCGUCAGCUGUCUACGAACGAUAUUCACCAACUGUUCAAUUAGUAUUAGGACGUCUAAUAACUGGUUUAGGAUGUGGAUUAACUUUAACUACUAAUAUAAUUUAUAUCUAUGAGAUAAUUCCAUCGUCAUGGAAAGUAUUGAUGGGAUCAUUGUUUCAAGUUGGUAUAACAUGCGGAAUUGUUGCUGAUUAUGCACUUGCAAUUUUUUUAAACUGGGAUACUAUUUCUUUGGUUUUCGCUUUGGUUAUUUCAUUUGUUGCCGUUUUAACUUAUAUGUUACCCGAAUCUUCUGAAUGGUGCGUUAAAAUGGGUAAUUUGCAAUCAGCUGAAGCACCUCAUUAUUGGUUGCAUGGAAACGAGAUACCUUUUAAACAAAAUGGGAAUAAUUUAAUGAUCAAUGGAAAUGUUCCUCAUGAUAUAUCAGAUCUUAGCACAAAGUCAUACACUGGUUCUUUUCAUGUACUGAAUGAUUCAAAGUCUAAGCUUCGUACGAUUUUUAUAUUAAUAACAUUUCAACAAUUAACAGGGAUGAAUGCUAUAAUCUACUUUGCUGAAUCGGUUUGCCUAUUUGGUGGGCUAGUAUCAUAUCAAUGUGGAUUCAACACGGGAUUGUGUCUAUUUAUUUCUAGUAUUGUAUCAGUAUUUGUGGUUAGAAAAUUCUCCUGGAAAAAGCUACUACUAGUUGGUGCUGUAAUUCUGGCUUUAUCCCAUCUAUGGUUCUCACUAACGGUAUCACAAACUGAAACUCCAAUGUCUUCAAUGCAUCAAGUUUAUUUAAUUGUAUUGGUUAUAACUUUUACAUGUAGUUGGGGUCCAUUACCAUUAUUAAUAGCAUUAGAAUCAUUUCCAAUUAUUAAUCGAAAUUAUGUUAUUAAAUCAUCUUUAACAGUUGGUUGGACAGUUUGUUGUUUUGUUACAUUUAUAUUUGAACCAUUUAUAUUAUGGACAAGUGUAUCAGUUUUAUUCGGUAUAUUCUCAUUAUGUUGUUUAUUAUCUUGUGUUUAUGUUUAUUUUCAUAUUCCUGAUAUGAAAUCAAUGAACACCACCUAA
This is a messenger RNA of Schistosoma guineensis, 1317 nucleotides long. Lineage: Eukaryota; Metazoa; Platyhelminthes; Trematoda; Strigeidida; Schistosomatidae. The record is from the annotation of a GenBank genome assembly.